Molecule: messenger RNA, 11548 nt
Organism: Anopheles gambiae (African malaria mosquito)
Lineage: Eukaryota; Metazoa; Arthropoda; Insecta; Diptera; Culicidae
Gene: l(3)72Ab
Product: U5 small nuclear ribonucleoprotein 200 kDa helicase
Exons: 5
Coding region: 210-6734 (2174 amino acids)
Cellular component (GO): nucleus
Molecular function (GO): ATP hydrolysis activity; ATP binding; nucleic acid binding
Source: RefSeq, a predicted model, not a curated record
UGCAUUCUGCAUUAAACGUCAAAACAAUCCACAAGCCGAAAGCGCUUGUUUCGUGUGAAAGAGAUUGUGAAGAAUUUAGUGAAAUUGUGCGUAAUUACUAAUAGUAAACCAAUCACACAGCGCAUAGGGCUAGUGUACAUUCGUUUUAGAGUCGUUUUAGACCGGAGUUUGUAAGGAAUUAAGUUUAUCAGUAUCACAACAACAGCAACAUGGCUGACGCAGCAGCACGACAGCUACAGUACGAGUACAAGGCGAACUCAAACCUUGUGCUUCAAGCGGAUGUGCGCCUCAUCGAGCGUCCUCGGCGUGAUGAGGCAACGGGCGAGGUAAUUUCGCUCGUUGGCAAGCUCGACGGUACCCGGAUGGGGGACCGGGCGCAGCGCAGCAAGCCGGAGAAAACGGAAGAGCGUAAAGCGAAGCGGCAGAAGCGCGACGAGGCCCAGUACGACUUUAACAGCAUGAAAGGCGCAACGUUGCUUUCCGAAGGUAUCGACGAGAUGGUCGGCAUCGUGUAUCGGCCAAAGACGCAGGAAACGCGCCAAACGUACGAGGUGCUGCUCAGCUUCAUCCAAGAAGCGAUCGGCGACCAGCCGCGCGACAUUUUGCGCGGUGCGGCGGAUGAAAUUUUGGCCGUGCUGAAGAACGAUCGUAUGAAGGAGCGUGAAAAGAAGCGCGAAAUCGACGGUUUGCUGGGCAGUGUGGCGGAUGAACGGUUCGCGCUGCUGGUGAAUCUGGGCAAGAAGAUUACGGACUUUGGUUCGGAUGCGGCCACUGCCAUCGGUGGUGCGGGACAGGCCGGUCCGGGAGGGGACGAACCGAUCGAUGAAACGUACGGCAUUAACGUGCGGUUCGAAGAGUCGGAGGAAGAGUCGGACGAGGAUAAGUAUGGAGAGGUGCGCGAAGACGAUGGGCAGGACGAGGGCGAGGAGGCCCGGGACGAUGGUAUUCUGCAUGCGGAAAACCUGGGCGGCGGAGAGGAUAUGAACAAGAAGGAGAAAGCGCUUGAUCCGCGCGACAUCGAUGCGCACUGGCUGCAGCGUUGCUUGCGCAAGUACUACAACGAUUCAAUGAUGUCCCAGGCGAAAGCGCUCGAGGUGUUGAGCGUGCUGAAGGAGUCGGGCGACGAUCGGGAGUGUGAGAACCAGCUGGUGCUGCUGCUGGGCUACGACUGUUUCGAUUUCAUCAAACAGUUGAAGAAGAACCGACAAAUGAUCCUGUACUGUACGAUGCUGGCGCAGUCGCAGAGCGAGAGCGAUCGGGCGAAGCUGCGCGAUCGUAUGAAGUCGGAUGCGGCACUGGCGAAGAUCUUGCGCCAGCUCGAUACAGGCAAGCAGGAAGCGCAAGAAGCACGCGACUAUGCCAACGGUGGUGGAGCGGAUGGAUCGGAUACAAAAACUUCGCUUCGAUCGCGUCGCGAGCGGGCCAUGGACGAAGGCGCCAUGGACGACAUGGACGUACACGUGGGCGGUGCUGCCGAACGGACGGCCCCGGUAGGGGGGACCAUUUUGGGCAACCGAACCGUGCUGGAGCUGGACGAGCUGGCAUUCACUCAAGGCUCGCAUCUGAUGGCCAACAAACGCUGCCAGCUGCCGGACGGAUCGUUCCGCAAGCAACGCAAGGGCUACGAAGAGGUGCACGUGCCCGCCCUUAAACCGCGCCCGUUCGACGAAGACGAGGAGCUGAUCGCCAUCGAGAAGCUGCCGAAGUACGUGCAGCCAGUGUUUAACGGGUUCAAGACGCUGAACCGCAUACAGAGCCGGCUGUACAAGAGCGCACUGGAGAGCGACGAAAAUCUGCUGCUCUGCGCACCCACCGGCGCUGGUAAGACGAACGUGGCCCUGCUCACGAUGAUGCGCGAGAUCGGCAAGCACAUCAACGACGACGGUACGAUCAAUGUGGACGAGUUUAAGAUCAUCUACAUUGCUCCGAUGCGAUCGCUGGUGCAGGAAAUGGUGGGCAACUUUGGCCGGCGGCUGGCGACGUACAAUCUCACGGUGGCGGAGUUGACGGGCGACCAUCAGCUGAGCCGGGAGCAGAUUGCGGCGACACAGGUCAUCGUGUGCACGCCGGAAAAGUGGGACAUUAUCACGCGCAAAGGAGGCGAGAAGACGUACACGCAGUUUGUGCGUUUGGUGAUUAUUGAUGAAAUCCAUCUGCUGCACGAUGAGCGUGGUCCCGUGCUGGAGGCGCUCGUCGCCCGAACGAUCCGGAACAUCGAAACGACGCAGGAAGAUGUGCGCCUUGUCGGUCUUUCGGCCACACUGCCCAACUACCAGGAUGUGUCGACGUUCUUGCGCGUUCGCCCGGAAACGGGAUUGUUCUACUUUGACAACAGCUACCGACCGGUCGCCCUCGAGCAGCAGUACAUCGGUGUGACGGAGAAGAAGGCACUGAAGCGGUUCCAGGUGAUGAACGACAUCGUGUACGAGAAGGUGAUGGAGCAUGCGGGCCGCAACCAGGUGCUGGUGUUUGUGCAUUCGCGCAAAGAGACGGGCAAGACGGCACGCGCCAUCCGCGACAUGUGCCUCGAGAAGGACACGCUCGGGACGUUUCUGCGCGACGGGUCGGCCAGCAUGGAGGUGUUACGGUCCGAGGCGGAGCAGGUGAAAAACCAAGAGCUGAAGGAUUUGCUGCCGUACGGAUUUGCGAUCCAUCACGCCGGCAUGACGCGCGUUGACCGUACGCUGGUGGAGGAUCUGUUUGCCGAUCGACACAUCCAGGUGCUGGUGUCGACUGCGACCCUUGCGUGGGGUGUGAAUCUGCCGGCCCACACCGUCAUCAUCAAGGGCACCCAGGUGUACAAUCCGGAGAAGGGCCGCUGGGUCGAGCUGGGCGCACUGGACGUGCUGCAGAUGCUGGGUCGUGCCGGUCGGCCCCAGUACGACACGAAGGGUGAAGGUAUUCUCAUCACCAACCACAGCGAGCUGCAGUACUAUCUCUCGCUGCUGAACCAGCAGCUGCCGAUCGAAUCGCAGCUCAUCUCCAAGCUGCCGGACAUGCUGAACGCCGAGAUUGUGCUCGGUACGGUGCAGAACGUCAAGGAUGCCGUCACUUGGCUCGGCUACACGUAUCUCUACAUCCGGAUGCUGCGCCAACCGACCCUGUACGGCGUGUCGAUCGAUGCGGUGAAGGAGGAUCCGCUGCUCGAGCAGUUCCGCGCGGAUCUCAUCCACACGGCAGCACUGCACCUGGAGCGCAGCGGUCUGAUCAAGUACGAUCGCAAGAGCGGCCACCUGCAGGUGACGGAAGUCGGUCGCAUUGCGUCGCACUACUACUGCACGCACGAUACGAUGCUCACGUACCACCAGCUGCUGAAGCCCACGCUCAGCGAGAUCGAACUGUUCCGCGUGUUCUCCCUGUCCGGGGAGUUCCGCAACAUUACCGUGCGCGAGGAGGAAAAGCUCGAGCUGCAGAAGCUGAUGGAGCGCGUGCCGAUCCCGAUCAAGGAGAGCAUGGAAGAGCCGAGCGCCAAGGUGAACGUGUUGCUGCAAGCGUACAUCUCGCAGCUGAAGCUGGAAGGAUUCGCCCUGAUGGCCGACAUGGUGUACGUUACGCAGUCGGCGUCGCGGCUUUUGCGCGCCAUCUUCGAAAUCGUGCUGCACCGCGGCUGGGCCCAGCUGGCCGACAAGUGUCUGACGCUCUGCAAGAUGAUUGACCGGCGCAUGUGGCAAAGCAUGUCCCCGCUGCGACAGUUCCGCAAAAUGCCCGAGGAGAUUGUGAAGAAGAUCGAGAAGAAAAACUUCCCCUGGGAACGGCUGUACGAUCUGGAGGCGAACGAAAUCGGCGAGCUGAUCCGGGUGCCCAAGCUGGGCAAAACGAUCUACCGCUACAUUCACCAGUUUCCCAAGCUGGAACUCUCGACCCACAUCCAGCCGAUCACGCGGUCAACGCUGCGGGUCGAGCUGACCAUCACGCCCGACUUCCAGUGGGACGAAAAGGUGCACGGCCAGUCGGAAGCGUUCUGGAUUCUGGUGGAGGAUGUCGACUCGGAGGUGAUCCUGCACCAUGAGUAUUUCCUGCUGAAGGCAAAAUACUGUACCGAUGAUCAUCUGGUGAAGUUCUUCGUGCCGGUGUUUGAACCCUUGCCGCCGCAGUACUUCCUGCGCAUAGUGUCCGAUCGCUGGAUCGGUGCUGAAACGCAGCUGCCCGUCUCGUUCCGGCAUUUGAUUCUGCCGGAGAAAAACCUCCCCCCGACGGAGCUGCUCGAUCUGCAGCCGCUGCCGAUCACCGCGCUGCGUGAUCCCUCGUUCGAGGCACUGUACGCCGACCGGUUCCCCCAGUUUAACCCAAUUCAGACGCAAGUGUUUAACGCGGUUUACAACAGCGAAGAUAACGUGUUCGUUGGGGCUCCGACCGGGUCGGGCAAAACGACCAUCGCGGAGUUCGCCGUGCUUCGGCUGCUCUCGCAGAAUCCGGCCGGCCGCGUGGUGUAUCUGGUGGCGCGCGAUCCGCUGGCCGAUCUUGUGUUUCACGAGUGGCAUCAACGGUUCAGCCAGUCCUCGCUCGGCUGCAAGGUGGUGAAGCUGACCGGCGAAACCGGAACCGAUCUGAAGCUCAUCGCUAAGGGACAAAUCAUCGUAACGACCGCGGACAAGUGGGACGUGCUUUCGCGCCGCUGGAAGCAGCGCAAGAACGUCCAGAACGUGCAGCUGUUCAUCGUGGACGAGCUGCAGCUGAUCGGUGGUGAGGACGGCCCGGUACUCGAAGUCGCUUGCUCCCGUAUGCGCUACAUUUCAUCGCAAACCGAACAACCGAUACGUAUCAUCGCAUUGUCUGCCUCGCUGGCCGAUGCGCGCGAUAUCGCACAAUGGUUGGGCUGUGGUACGAACGCCACAUUUAACUUCCAUCCCUCCGUUCGUCCCAUUCCGCUGGAGCUGCACGUGCAAGGGCUGAACAUAACGCACAAUGCGUCGCGUGUUGCCGCCAUGUCGAAGCCGGUGUACAAUGCGAUCACCAAGUUCAGCCCGCACAAGCCCGUGAUCGUGUUCGUGACGUCGCGCAAGCUGGCCCGGCUAACGGCGAUCGAUGUGCUGACGUACUGUGCGGCAGAGCUGCAGCCCAAUCGAUUCUUCCACGCCGAGGAGGAAGACAUCAAACCAUUCCUGGACCGCAUGACGGACAAAACGCUGAAGGAAACGCUCUCCCAAGGUGUGGCGUACAUGCACGAGGGGCUGACGGCGGCCGACCAGCGCAUAGUGGAGCAGCUGUUCGACUCGGGCGCGGUACAGAUCGCCAUCUGCACGCGCGAUCUCUGCUGGGCGCUGAACAUUAGCGCCCAUCUGGUGAUUAUUAUGGACACGCAGUUCUACAACGGCCGCAACCAUACGUACGAUGACUACCCGAUUACCGAUGUGCUGCAAAUGAUCGGUCGUGCCAAUCGACCGCUGGAAGAUGACGACGCGAAGGCAGUGCUGAUGUGUCAAAGCUCGAAGAAGGAUUUCUACAAGAAGUUCCUCAACGAACCGCUGCCGGUGGAGAGCCAUCUCGAUCACCGGCUGCACGAUCACUUCAAUGCGGAGAUCGUGACGAAGACGAUCGAAAACAAGCAGGACGCCGUCGACUACCUCACGUGGACGUUCCUGUACCGGCGCUUGACACAGAAUCCCAACUACUACAACCUGCAGGGCGUUACCCACCGGCACCUCUCCGAUCACCUGUCGGAGCUGGUCGAAUCGACACUCUCCGAUCUGGAGCAAUCGAAGUGUAUCGGUGUGGAGGAUGAGAUGGACGCACUGCCGCUCAAUCUGGGCAUGAUUGCGGCGUACUACUACAUCAACUACACGACGAUUGAGCUGUUCAGUCUGUCGCUGAACAGCAAGACCAAGAUCCGAGGUUUGCUUGAAAUCAUUUCCUCCGCCGCCGAGUACGAGGAUCUGAUCGUGCGCCAUCACGAGGAUAACAUACUGCGCAGCCUGGCGGGACGGUUGCCGAACAAGCUGACCGGCCCGAACGGAACCGCCCCCAAGUACAAUGAUCCACACAUCAAGACGAACUUGCUGCUGCAGGCCCACCUCUCCCGUCUGCAGCUCGGUGCCGAGCUGCAGGGCGACACGGAGCAAAUCCUCGGCAAAGCCAUCCGCCUGGUACAGGCGUGCGUCGACGUACUGUCGUCCAACGGGUGGCUAUCGCCCGCCGUCGCUGCGAUGGAACUGGCCCAGAUGGUAACGCAGGCAAUGUGGAGCAAAGAUUCGUACCUGAAGCAGCUGCCCCACUUCACCACGGACAUCAUCAAGCGCUGCCAGGAGAAGGGCAUCGAGACGGUGUUCGACAUCAUGGAGCUGGACGAUGACGACCGGACCCGGUUGCUCCAGAUGACCGAUCAGCAGAUGUCGGACGUGGCACGGUUCUGCAACCGCUAUCCGAACAUUGAGCUCACCUUCUCGGUGCUUGACAAGGAUCGCAUUCAUUCUGGAUCGUCCGUCGAUGUGGAGGUGGCAUUGGAGCGCGAGGAUGACGUGACGGGUCCUGUGAUUGCUCCGUUCUUCCCCCAGAAACGCGAGGAAGGCUGGUGGGUCGUUAUCGGUGAUCCGAAAACGAACUCGCUCCUGUCCAUCAAACGGCUCACGCUGCAACAGAAGGCAAAGGUGAAGCUGAACUUUGUCGCGCCGAGUCCGGGCCACCACGAGUACACGCUCUACUACAUGAGCGAUUCGUAUCUGGGCUGCGAUCAGGAGUACAAAUUUUCCAUCAACGUAGGCGAUUUCCAGUCGGAGAGCGAAAGCGAAUCGGACUAAGGGCGUUAUGUUGUGCUGUGCAGAGGGAGCAGCAGUGGAUCAUCAUUACAGUACAGUACACAACCGUUUCGGGGUUUGUAUUAUCGGUGCAUACAUUUGAAUGGUCGUAUAGUUUUAAAACAAAAGUGCGUGUGUGUUUCCCUUUUACCUUAAACCACUGAAAAAGCUAUGUAUUUCUUACAAGACAGCAUACAUAAAUAGAACAUCUAAACUAUCCGUAGAUUUGAAAACAAAAAAGGUAAAUCUUUCGACUCCGAAACAAAUGUCCCCAAUAUCCUUCGUGCCCAAAUGAAUACACACAUUGUCCAUCUUCUUCAGUAUGCCCUUUCCCCUUCUCCUCCCAUCCCAUGGACACUGGUCGUGUCGGUCCUUCCGGUUUUUCUUUACCUGUUCCGCUUCCGACUCAAAUUUCAAGGCAUCAAUUCUCCUGCAGCGCGAAACCUUAUCCCAAAACGUGUCUAAUAUUUCUUUACGGUCUGCGCGUGUGCGUGCGAUUCCACGAAAAAGCGUAAAACAGUCGUACGGUGUACAUGUACAUUACCCCAACUUGGUAGACGCCUCCCUCCCACCGAUGGGUAGAGAUAGAGGCGCAGAAUACCAACUAAUCGAUCGAAUUACAAGUGAAGAACAAUGGACCAAAAGGCCGUCCUUUUGAAAAUUAGUGCCGAAAUACGAAUCGCUCGCGGCCGUUGCGCGUUCGAAAAGCGCGCCCAGCGUGGGAGGUUGAAGGGCGGCGGGGAGGUUCGGUAUCGAUUUCGGAACGAUGUAUCGUGUGCCCGUCCACUAGUGGCUAGAGGUGUUGUAAUUUUCGGCUUUUCAGAUUGGUGUGUGUGUCGAUCGGAUCGGGUAAGGGAGGAUACCAAGUGUGUGAUCGUCUUCUCCGACACACCCCACGCGUGUUGGAGGUGUGUUCGCGCUGUGCUGCUUCCUCAUCCGCUUACAGUUCCGGCCCGGAAUGGUGUCACGUGUGUGUGCACGCGCGUGUGCAUGUGUGUGAUCUUUUGUUUCCGCACGCUUGCGGAUAAAAUUCAAUGUUUUGCAAAACACCGAAUGUAAACCGAACUCUCCUCCAACUCGUGCUGUGGCCACGAGCAUCGUGUUGCAUAUCACGCCUUCAAUGAGCAGUGAGAGGGAAGGUAGGUGUAAAAGGUAAAUGUGGGCAAUUGUGCAUCUGCUGCAUGGUAUAUUAGAUCCAGGGUAACAAGUGUUUCUUUCAAUGCACCAACAUGCUGAACGUGCUCAUCUUUACCUCGGCGCCAUCAUCUCUCAAGGUAGAAUAGAUUGAUAACACGUAAAUAGGGGGGAGUGCCGAGGCGCUUCAGAAUCGCCCUGUUUGCGAUCGAGUGGGUGAAACUUUCCGUGAAAUCCUUGUUUGACAGCUCGCCAGGCACAUGCGGGCGCCGGGAUCGAACCGCAAUCGUUCGCUAAUUGCUUUCUGGAGUGAAAGAAAACACACGAUCGAGCAGUGUAGACACACCACGAUGAUGAUGUCGGUACAAGAUGUUCCAACAAGAUCGAGCUGUUCGAUAGAGAAUGUUUAUUGCUUAGUGAUUGUCUAACAAAAAAAAAACAACCGUUUAAUUUACUACAGUCAACAAGGCCGGGAAAUCAAAUCGAUCGAUCAUUCAUACACCCAACAUUGUUCAUUUGUGACCAGCAGAUAUUUUUAAAACACCCAGAGAAGACACCGAAAAGUGAAAGAGCCCUUAACCUAACGCUUAACUAUUUGAAUCAAACCCUCAACCCUCCCCCAGCACACAAACACACUAGCGAUGAAUGUGAAUGAGUCCCAAAAAAACCGGUUCAAUAGUCCCGAUUCCCUUUCCCCCACAAAGACGGUGGUAUGCAUUUGUUCGCCUCUUCAAACGGGCUGUGUAUCUUGGAAGGGCUACAAGCGGCUUAACGCCCUUUUUAAUAGUUCCCCUUAACCGUUGUCACCACUUGAUUGAUGGUGGUAUGGUAAUCUGCCUUCCCCCUCCCCGAAAAAGGGCAUACAUACCGCUAAACGUAAAGCUGAAGAGCAGUGUCUUUUGAUGUGGGGGGGGGGGGAACAAAAGAGCUUUCCAAGGAGCCGUUUCGAGGGCUUUGUAGCACUUUCCUCUCAGGAAUAGAACUGAGCAAACACAACUUCUCUUUAUUGUGUUCUUAAAAACUAAAAAGCGUUUUUAGAGGCGCCAGCCACACUUUUGGGUGCUUUAUCUCGAGAGUACCUUUUUUUAAUAUCGCUUCCCUGGGAAGAAAGGAAUUAACGAUCUUAUUUGAAUAGAGGAGAAACCUUCGCCAGCUAUACGGUGUAGCUAACGGGCCACUUUCUCCUGUCGUCGACAAAGUUUGGACUCCACAUUUCCGGUUAGUGUUUACAAAAUGCAUUUGCAUUCGCGACGCUUUAACACCACCCUCAACCCUGUGCAUCGAGCCUCCGUUGCAUGCGGCCACGGGAUGACAUCUGUCGCCAUUAAGCGCGCUGAUUAACCAACAGACAGCAGAGGCACCAAACGAUGCACUACGGACUCUGGGGGGAGAUGACGAGCUAACAAACAUAGCAAGUACCACAGCCGCCAUCCUCGCCUCCUCACAUCUCCAGCCAGUCAAGCCAGCAGCGAACGGACAGGCAAUCCAGUACUGCCCACCCGGCGUGGCAUGCGCUAGCUGCAUGAUUUGUUUAUUUUCGGAACAACCGGCCAGUCUCGCGCACGUUGGUGGUGGUGGUGGCUUUUUCUCUAUCGCUAGCACACUAUCACGAACUCGGAUGGCUCGAACCCUGCGCGGCCGACCGGGAAUCUCCAACACACCGCCCGCUGCCCAGCUCCAUCUCUCUCUCUCUCAACCCUCCACAGGGCGGGGUUGGAAAGGCACACAGACGAAAAAAGGAAGCUAAAAAUAAAGACUUAUGAAUUAUGAAUGCUUCCCGAAUGACACAUCCACAGCCGAUGGUUUGUAUCUCUCGUGCUCGGAAUGUAAUUAUGCUGGGCAUUUGGGUAGCCAAGGCAUGCCGACAUUGGAAGUCAACUUUCGAUCGAUGAUCGAGACGGGCAAUGAAUGUACCAUGAAAAGGCUUACGAUCACCUAAAGCUAUUGUUAAAGCAUCUUCUUACCACUACUAAUCAAAUUUGGGGCAAAAAUGCGUGCCAACUUCACCACUACAGAGAGAUGAGAUGAUCGAUGACAGAUCCUUGCAGCUCCAAACGGAACAGGGGUUCAGUUAGUGCAAAGAAAGUGUCCCGCAGUGUUCGGCUCUUGCCGAUGCACGAUCACUUUGGGAGGAAAUUGAGCUGUGUUUCUGUUUCUUUUAACGUGUUAUUUAAUCCUUUUUGUUAGACUGUCUUCUUUUUUUUACUGUAACUCUCUGUUUUGUGAUCGCGGGUUUUAUGUGAUAUGUUCUGCCCGAGGGCUCCCGCAAUGCAUCAAAUGCAUCCCUACACAUUGUGAUAAUGGUAUAAAGCACUUUCACGCCACGAGUAUGCCGGCUGCUGCUGAUCCUUAAAUUUAAACUACAACCUAAAUCCUUCUGCUUAAACGUGCGCCAAUGUUGGUGCGGAUCUUGGCGCAGAAUUCGCUUAUCUAAGCGCAAGAUAAAUCAUGAUGACAUUGUGGGCGAUGCACACACAGAGUCUUACUAUCAGCUAUGCACCGCAGUACUGUAUGCAGUUUCGCCGAGAGUAUAGAAGAGAGCGGUGAGAACAUAAAUGCUGCUCUCAUGUGAAGGAGAAGUUGUAGAAGAACAAUAAAAAAAGGAUUUUAUAGAAUAAAUCUACAACUGCAGUUGCAGAGAUUAUCGAGAAGCAUUCAAACACACGAAACGGAACCCUACAAAUGUCUACGCGUUUGUCAGACUGUUGGCCGUUUCUACUCACUGAUUCUCGUGGACGCUCACCUUUAGCGGGAGCGGACAAGUAGGCAACGACGCAGAGAACGAGAGAGCCACCCCUAUCGCGCUCAGUUGGAAACGCUGUGCUGUAUGCGAUCGACAACGACCGCGGGCCUUGUGCGCCAUGAAUAAAGGUAGUACCAUUUAAUUCCUUCGCUCGGCGCACCGAGGCAUGAGUCUUCGAUAAACGGUCGAAGCAAAUGGACGUAGCUCGCUCUUCCCGCAACCAUCACACGGCACCAAACACGACAACAGCAACUCGGAGCGCUGCUCCUGCUGCUGCUACUGCUAUAUUACACACUCCCGGUCGUCUCAGCCUUUAGAGUUUGUGGCCUCUAUCCCUGCAACGUGGUUACGGCGGAACAACAUGAGCAACAGUGUCGUGGCACAAUUGCUCGCUAAGAAGGCGUCCUGAAGCAGCUACAUCUGUGCCGUCCAUUUCCUUCUAAAGUGUGUUUUGUGAAACCGUCUGUGAAGGAUCUGCUCCGUACAUCCUUCCUUUACACAAAUAAAAAAAAACGGGAUGAUACGAUGGUGGUAAAAGCGUGUGUAAGAAGUGAGCGUCCAUUGUAAGAAGAAAAGGUCGGAAGUCACCGCAGGGUGUGUUCCGAAGGGCUCAACAGCUGAUUGUGCAAAGGGAAGAAGGAACGGUGAAGGUGUUUGUGCAAGGAUCCGUUUAUUCCUCGUACAGAAAAAGAAAGCACGCAGAGGAACAGUGGGUGAAACAAAUCACGGCACGCCAAUGAAAGUGAAUCGCGGCAACUUGUUCCCGACCGAUCCGUUCUAGCUCUCCUUUAAAGUGCGUGACGUCGGCUGGUUGUCCGCGUGUUUGUGUGUGUGUGACGUGGCUUGCCUAAAUUCCGUUAUUUCUACUCCCACCGAAAAAUCACUCAGCCGGGACACACAGCUGACUGACCAUCGCCGGUGAACUUCAGCUAAAAAUAAA